Dipodomys ordii (Ord's kangaroo rat) is the source of this 1229-nucleotide messenger RNA. RefSeq names its product coenzyme Q10A (gene Coq10a). The transcript is spliced from 5 exons. The record is from RefSeq and is a predicted model, not a curated record. Lineage: Eukaryota; Metazoa; Chordata; Mammalia; Rodentia; Heteromyidae. Gene Ontology annotation, cellular component: mitochondrion. Gene Ontology annotation, molecular function: ubiquinone binding. Gene Ontology annotation, biological process: cellular respiration; ubiquinone biosynthetic process. The annotation marks the transcript as partial.
UCGGCCCCGCCCCCCGGCCCUCCGCGACCAAUGAGGUUUCUGAUUUCCUGCAGCCUCCUCUUGCCCCGGGCUGCCCAGGUCUUGGCAGCUGAGGCUGGCCUACCUCCUUGUCGUUCCUUCAUGGGUUUUGCAGCCCCUUUCACCAACAAGCGCAAGGCUUACUCAGAGCGGAGGAUUAUGGGGUUCUCAAUGCAGGAGAUGUAUGAGGUCGUGUCCAAUGUCCAGGAGUAUCGAGAGUUUGUGCCAUGGUGUAAGAAGUCUCUGGUGGUAUCUAGCCGUAAGGGUCACCUGAAAGCCCAGUUGGAAGUCGGCUUCCCACCUGUCUUGGAGCGCUAUACCUCUGCAGUUUCUAUGGUCAAACCUCACAUGGUCAAGGCUGUUUGCACUGAUGGCAAGCUCUUCAACCAUUUAGAGACUAUUUGGAGAUUCCGCCCUGGUAUUCCUGCCUACCCCCGAACCUGCACUGUGGACUUUUCGAUUACCUUUGAAUUUCGUUCUCUGCUGCACUCCCAGCUGGCCACCAUGUUUUUUGAUGAGGUUGUCAAACAGAAUGUUGCUGCCUUCGAACGCCGGGCGGCCACAAAGUUUGGUCCAGAAACAGUCAUCCCCCGUGAACUGAUGUUCCAUGAGGUGCACCAGACUUGAGGCAAAGGAUUGCUCAUCUAGCCUCCCUUCUAUUUCCCCUUCCUAUGCAAUUAUUUAUUUUGUUUGGCCCCAACUUUGAGAGGGACCUAUGUUCAUAGUACCAUUUCUCCUCUCAGUUUUAUAAAAAGUGGACUCUAUGCUGGCUGAAAAUGUUGUGGAAAAGGCAGGUGAUAUGCAAGUAAGACAUGAAUAGAAAAGGUCAGGCUUUUCUUUAAAGUUCAGCCUUUUCACAUUCAAUUAGAACCAGGUCUUUUGUCACUGAGCUCUGUCAGGGCACUUUAUAAAUAUCUGACCAAGGGAAGAAAGUUAACUUCUUGAAGGCUUAAGUAAACAGAGCUUUCUCUGGUUCAGAGGUUUUGGGUGGUAACUUUUGUUUUACCUUAGCUUCCUCAGGAGACAAGGCAGCCUGCUUCAGUUUGAGUAUUUCCAUGCUGUCUGUCUAGUAGAGAGAGCAGCUCUCCUCAUAAGUGCCACAUGGUGGAAAAAGAAGUACUGAACAGAAUUGUCUGAACUAAUGGGUUGCACCUUAUUCUUCCACAUGACUUGAGUUUUUAUAAAAUCUCAAUAAACUGUGACAGUGUGAA